CCGCCGAGCCGGCUGCAGGUCCGCCUCCGCCGCGCCGAGGGCGUGGGCUCCCGGCUCCCGGAAGAGGCGGCCGCGGCGUGGAGCCGAGCGGGCGUCGAUCCCCGAAGCGGCAAUGCGCGGUGGCCGGAGGCUGUGACUUGAGCGCGGCGGCCCGGUUGGGGCCGCUGAUUGGCGCCUCGUUGAGGCGGUGGCUCUGGCUCUGGCUCCUCCAGGCGUAGCGUGGCGGCGGCCGAGGUGAUGCUGCUCAAGCUCCUGCAGAGACAGACCUAUACCUGCCUGUCCCACAGGUAUGGGCUCUACGUCUGUUUCGUGGGCGUCGUUGUCACCAUCGUCUCCGCUUUCCAGUUCGGAGAGGUGGUCCUGGAAUGGAGCAGGGAUCAAUACCACGUUUUGUUUGAUUCCUACAGAGACAAUAUUGCUGGAAAGUCCUUUCAGAAUCGGCUCUGUCUGCCCAUGCCGAUCGACGUGGUGUAUACCUGGGUGAAUGGCACUGACCUUGAACUGCUGAAGGAACUCCAGCAAGUCAGGGAACAGAUGGAAGAGGAGCAGAAGGCAAUGAGAGAAAUCCUUGGCAAGAACACAACAGAACCAACUAAGAAGAGUGAGAAGCAGCUGGAAUGUUUGCUGACACACUGCAUUAAGGUGCCAAUGCUUGUCCUGGACCCAGCCCUGCCGGCCAACGUUACACUGAAGGACCUACCAUCUCUUUACCCUUCUUUUCAUUCUGCCAGCGACAUAUUCAAUGUUGCAAAACCUAAAAACCCUUCCACUAAUGUUUCAGUUGUUGUUUUCGACAGUACUAAGAAUGUUGAAGAUGCCCACACUGAAAUGUUCAAGGGAAACAGCAAGCAGACAGUUUGGAGAGGCUAUUUGACAACAGAUAAAGAAGUCCCUGGGCUAGUGCUAAUGCAAGACUUGGCUUUCCUGAGUGGGUUUCCACCAACAUUCAAGGAAACAAACCAACUAAGAACGAAAUUGCCAGAAAAUCUUUCUUCUAAAAUAAAACUGUUGCAGCUGUACUCAGAGGCCAGUGUAGCACUUCUGAAAUUGAACAACCCCAGAGAGUUCCAAGAACUGAGUAAGCAGACCAAGAAGAACAUGACCAUUGAUGGGAAAGAACUGACCAUAAGUCCUGCGUAUUUGUUAUGGGAUCUGAGCGCCAUCAGCCAGUCUAAGCAGGAUGAAGAUGUUUCUGCCAGCCGUUUUGAAGAUAAUGAAGAGCUGAGAUACUCACUGAGAUCUAUUGAGAGGCAUGCACCGUGGGUUCGGAAUAUUUUCAUUGUCACCAAUGGGCAGAUUCCGUCCUGGCUGAACCUUGAUAAUCCUCGAGUAACAAUAGUAACACACCAGGAUGUUUUUCGAAACUUGAGCCACUUGCCUACCUUUAGUUCACCAGCUAUUGAAAGUCACAUUCAUCGCAUCAAAGGACUGUCCCAGAAGUUUAUUUACCUGAAUGACGAUGUCAUGUUUGGGAAGGAUGUGUGGCCAGAUGAUUUUUAUAGUCACUCCAAAGGUCAGAAGGUUUACCUGACGUGGCCUGUGCCGAACUGUGCCGAGGGCUGCCCGGGCUCCUGGAUCAAGGACGGCUACUGUGACAAGGCCUGUAACAAUUCAGCCUGUGAUUGGGAUGGCGGUGAUUGCUCCGGUAACAGCGCAGGGAGCCGCUAUGGUGCAGGAGGCGGGGGAACCGGCAGUAUUGGAGUUGGACAGCCCUGGCAGUUUGGAGGAGGAAUAAACAGUGUCUCUUACUGUAAUCAAGGAUGCGCAAACUCCUGGCUCGCUGAUAAGUUCUGUGACCAAGCCUGCAAUGUCUUGUCCUGUGGAUUUGAUGCUGGUGACUGUGGGCAAGAUCAUUUUCACGAAUUAUAUAAAGUGACUCUUCUCCCAAACCAGACUCACUAUGUUAUUCCAAAAGGUGAAUGCCUGCCUUAUUUCAGCUUUGCAGAAAUAGCCAAAAGGGGAAUCGAAGGCGCCUAUAGUGACAACCCAAUAAUUCGACACGCUUCUAUAGCCAAUAAGUGGAAAACCAUCCACCUCAUAAUGCACAGCGGAAUGAAUGCAACCACCAUACAUUUUAAUCUCACACUUCAAAGUAAAAACGACAAAGAGUUCAAAAUCCAGAUAGCAGUCGAGGUUGACACAAGAGAGGAACCGAAACUGAAUUCUACGACCCAGAGGUCCUACCAAGCUUUGGUUAGCCCCGUAACACUUCUUCCGGAGGUGGAAAUCCCAUUUGAGGAUAUUCCCGAAGAAAGACGCUCCCCAAAGAUUAAGAGACGUGAUGUUAAUACAACAGGGAGGCCCCAAGAGGAGGUGGAAAUUCCCCUGGUAAAUAUUUCACUCCUUCCAAAAGAGGCCCAGCGGCAUCUCAAGAACUUGGAUUUGCAACUAGAACGUGGAGACAUCACUAUGAAAGGAUACAACCUGUCCAAGUCAGCGAUGCUGAAGUCGUUUCUGGUAAACUCACAGCAUGCCGGAGUAAAAAUAAACCAAGCUAUCGUAACAGAUGCAAGAAGUGAGAAUUUGGAGGCCCCACUGGUAAAACAGCUUCACAAAAGCACCUUGCCGAACAGCUUAGGAGCGCCUGAAGGAUUACAGAGGUCCACUUUUCCAGGAGGGACGGUAAAAGUGAAUGGCCACUACCGGCGUCAGACUCUGCCACUGGCCGCGGAAACCAAAGAAAGCUCUAGAUCUGAAACUCAGACCCAAAAAAGAGGAGGCAGAAAUGUGUCAAAAGAAGAGCUCUCUUCUCUGAUUGUUCCACUGAAAAGACAUGCGCCGAGAGAAAAGCCAAUCAUGGGGAAAGAACAAGAGAAAAACAGAAUGGAGGACCGUGCUAAAAAUCACUUAUAUGGUAAUGAAGUAUUACCUGGAAGAAAACUACAGCAUUACACAGACAGUUACCCAGGGUUUUUGCCAUGGGAGAAAAAAAAGUAUUUUCAAGAUCUUCUUGAUGAAGAAGAGUCAUUGAAAACCCAACUGGCAUACUUUACUGACAGCAAACAUACUGGCAGGCAACUAAAAGAUACAUUUGCAGACUCCCUCCGAUAUGUAAACAAAAUUCUAAACAGCAAGUUCGGAUUCACAUCUAGGAAAGUCCCUGCCCACAUGCCUCACAUGAUCGACCGAAUAGUUAUGCAAGAACUGCAAGACAUGUUCCCUGAAGAAUUUGACAAGACAUCAUUUCACAAAGUGCGCCACUCUGAGGAUAUGCAGUUUGCCUUCUCUUAUUUUUAUUACCUCAUGAGUGCAGUUCAGCCACUGAAUAUAUCUCAAGUUUUUGAUGAAGUUGAUACUGACCAGUCUGGUGUCCUAUCUGACAGAGAAAUCCGAACACUAGCUACCAGAAUUCAUGACCUGCCUUUAAGUUUGCAGGAUUUAACGGGUCUGGAGCACAUGUUAAUAAAUUGCUCAAAAAUGCUUCCUGCUAACAUCACUCAGCUCAGCAACAUUCCACCAACUCAGGAAGCAUACUAUGACCCCAAUCUGCCACCCGUCACUAAAAGUCUAGUAACCAACUGUAAACCAGUAACUGAUAAAAUCCACAAAGCGUAUAAAGACAAAAACAAAUAUAGGUUUGAAAUCAUGGGAGAAGAAGAAAUUGCUUUUAAAAUGAUUCGUACCAAUGUUUCUCAUGUGGUUGGCCAAUUGGAUGAUAUAAGAAAAAAUCCCAGGAAGUUUGUUUGCCUGAAUGACAACAUUGACCAUAAUCAUAAAGAUGCCCAGACAGUAAAAGCUGUUCUCAGGGACUUCUAUGAAUCCAUGUUCCCUGUACCAUCCCAGUUCGAGCUACCCAGAGAGUACAGAAACCGUUUUCUGCAUAUGCAUGAACUGCAGGAAUGGAGAGCAUAUCGAGACAAGUUGAAGUUUUGGACUCAUUGUGUACUAGCAACUUUGAUUAUGUUCACUGUAUUCUCAUUUUUUGCUGAACAGUUAAUCGCACUUAAGCGGAAGAUAUUUCCCCGAAGAAGGCUACAGAAAGAAGCAAGUCCCGAUCGGAUCAGGGUAUAGAAGAUCUUCAUUUGAAAAUGAUCUACCUCGGCAUUCACUGAGCAUUUGAAAGCUUGACAUCGCAGAGAUGUCUUCAUGAUGUGAUGCUUGGCCAGCUUGGCCCAGAGAAGGAAAAACAUCCAGUACAAUACUCGUUGUGUGGCGUGAAUAUAGCCUCCUGACCAGGGAUUAUUUAACCAACACACUAAAAACUUGUGUGGUGAAUAGUUCUGAACUGGUUUUACCUUUAAAGUAUUUGCUCGUGGACUUGUCAUUCUUUUCAUGAAAAGGCUCACUGACAAGAGACAGCUGCCACGUUCCCACGGCAACCAUUGCCAACUAACUUUAAUGUGGGAAGCCCAGGCCAGCUUGGGAUUGUGGAGAGACCCCGAUGUUGCAUUCCAAAGCCUUUUGCUAUGGUUUUACAUUUUUGGUCUUUUGUUUUUUCUUUUCUUCCACUUCUCAUUUUUAAAAUAGGUAGCUACUAAGUUAACUAGUUAUUAAAUAAUGAAUUGGAAUGUCUAAACAUGUUUUUAUAGAUAUUUAAAUAAUGCAGCAAUAUCACCUAUUGGCAAUAUCUAAAUUAUGAAUUUUAUUAAUGUUUAAGGCUCUUAAGUGGGCUUAAAUAACUUAUAACUACUGAGAAGCUCAGUGACUGACAUCUUAAAUACUUUGUACUUGUUUACUUUAGCCCCUAAGAAUACUGUGACUUUAUAUGAUAGCCUAAUUGCAAAGGGCUAGAGUUAAGUAGCAGAGCUACUUUUCAGAUGUAAUUAAUUAUGUUUUGGAAAUGUACAUAGACAAACAGAAGUGCCUCAUUUUAGAAAUGAGUCCUGCUGAUGGUACUGGCACCUUACAGUGUUGUCUUUUUUUUAUACCCAUCAGUAUAUUCCAAUCGGUUUCAUAAAUGCAGGGAUCAGCAAACUUUUCCUGUAAAAAGCCACGUAGUGAGUUAUUUGCAGGCCACACCUGUCUCUGUUACAUUUACUUCUUUAUUGUUUAGUCAGUUUAAAACAUUUUUUUAACCUUUAAAAAUGGCAAAACCAUAUUUCGCUUAUAGCUGUAUGAAAACAGGCCACCCGCUGGAUUUGGCCUGCAGGCUGUUGUUGACUGAUGAUCGGGAUAGAAAAUUUGUAUUUAUGUAUGACAUUCAGCCAUAUUUUAUUUAUAUCAUUGUGCAGUAGAUUUCUGGAGACCAGAUUCCAUGAGUCCUCUUUGAACUCUGACAAGUAUUUAGAUCAGGAUCUCAACAGUAUUCUUUCAAAAUGGCACACAUAUUUUGUAAAAAAGAACUUGUGAUGUAAAUAUUGUGUUUGUGCUGUAAGAAUUAUGUAUUUCAAAAACUGAAGUCUCCCAACAACCUACAUUUUGUCUAA
Messenger RNA from Phyllostomus hastatus (greater spear-nosed bat), 5366 nucleotides. It is a transcript of the gene GNPTAB, whose product is annotated as N-acetylglucosamine-1-phosphate transferase subunits alpha and beta. Gene Ontology annotation, molecular function: UDP-N-acetylglucosamine-lysosomal-enzyme N-acetylglucosaminephosphotransferase activity; calcium ion binding. The transcript has 21 exons. Gene Ontology annotation, cellular component: Golgi apparatus. NCBI's taxonomy places the organism in Eukaryota, Metazoa, Chordata, Mammalia, Chiroptera, Phyllostomidae. Bases 238 to 4011 code for a protein of 1257 amino acids. The record is from RefSeq and is a predicted model, not a curated record. Gene Ontology annotation, biological process: N-glycan processing to lysosome; carbohydrate phosphorylation.